AUGAAUUUCAUGGGCGAGGACAAAGAUGAUAAUGAUAAUGGUGAUGAUAGUUAUAUUGAUGAUAUCGAUGAUAUAUUGGGUGACAUUUGUACGGCCACCACUGUUGGUGUUGAUGAAGACAUGGCCCCACAUCCUGUGCAAACCAACACAAUUGAUCUCAAACCAACCACUUUUGAGAAGCUGUUAGAAGAUGCUCGGCGUCCACUUUAUGAUGGAGGUAGUUUACAGAAUCUUAAUGAGACCUUUAUUGCUUUAAUUCCUAAAGUAAAGACUCCAAAGUUGGUCACUGAUUUUAGGUCCAUAAGUCUGUGCAAUUUCCAUUACAAGAUCAUCUCCAAAUCCAUUGCAAACAGACUUAAUAAAGUAUUGCCUGAGGUCAUUUCACCUACACAAUAUGCUUUUGUACUUGGUAGAUUAAUCUCAAAUAGUGUAAUUGUGGCUAUUGUGGCUUUUGAGGCUCUUCACUCCAUGAACAACAAGUUGCAAGGGAGGAUGGGAUAUAUGGCUAUGAAGCUCAACAUGAGCAAAGCAUAUGAUCGAAUUGAAUGGGACUUCCUCCAAGCUGUGUUGUCUAAUGGUAAAUGGAACCCUCCAGCAGACCUUUACAUCAAGAGGGAUUUGUCUCUGUACCUGUUCAUCCUUUGUGCUGAAGUGCUAAGCAAAAUGUUGAACCAAGCUGAGGCUCGAGGUGACAUAUAUGGUAUUCCAAUUGCUAGGGGUCAAUUGCAUAUUAACCAUCUAUUUUUUGCAGAUGACAGUCUACACUUUUGCAAGGCUAAUGCAAUGGAGUGGAGUAGAUUGAUUGACAUCCUGUCCAUGUAUGAGAAGGCCUCAGGUCAGAGGUUAAACAAAGACAAAACUUCUAUCCAAUUCAGCAGGAAUACCCCUCAACUUGCUCAAGCCUUAAUCCUAUAG
Molecule: messenger RNA, 915 nt
Organism: Juglans microcarpa x Juglans regia
Lineage: Eukaryota; Viridiplantae; Streptophyta; Magnoliopsida; Fagales; Juglandaceae
Exons: 3
Coding region: 1-915 (304 amino acids)
Source: RefSeq, a predicted model, not a curated record